Messenger RNA from Mytilus trossulus (common blue mussel), 4186 nucleotides. RefSeq names its product muscle-specific protein 300 kDa-like. The coding region runs from base 131 to 4186 and encodes 1351 amino acids. The record is from RefSeq and is a predicted model, not a curated record. Lineage: Eukaryota; Metazoa; Mollusca; Bivalvia; Mytilida; Mytilidae. Gene Ontology annotation, molecular function: protein binding. The transcript has 20 exons.
AACAGGUGUUUAAGAAAUGAAAGUGAAAUGGAUUUAAUUGAAACUUUAGGACUAAUCAACGCUAAUUUCUUGAAAGUAACAAUUUAUAUAAAAAUUGGAAAUGAGGUGAAUAUGUGAAAAAUAUACUAUCAUGGGUGCUAGCCACUCUCUGGAUUGUAUGAGCAAAAAAUCAAAGGAAAGGAAAAAGCAACUAGACAAAAAUGGAAAGUCACUAGCUGAUACUGUCACCAGUCACAGAGACAAUGUUGAUGGUCUACAGAGGAAGGGAACCAGGCUGGUGUCCCGUGUCAGUACCAGGGACAGGGCACUUGUUGAAGGAAGGAUUGGUUCCUCUGAGAAGAAAUUUGGAGACCUUGUGGAUCAGGUGGAGAAGACAAAGAGACAAUAUGACAUUAUAGAUCAUAACUUAGAUGACAUCAGAGAGGAGGUCGACCAGUACCUAGCAUGGUUAAAAGAAAAGGAGGACCUCCUAACUAGGGAGACACCUAGAGGUUACAGUGUCAAAGAGGCUGAGGCUAAACUGGCCAAAAAUAAUGAUCUGAGGAAAGAAUUAGAAGAGAAAAGAGCAAAUCUUGAAAAUGUUAAACAAAAGUCUGACAGUCUUAUACAGGAUUUGUCUCGUGUGGAACGUAACAUGGUGGAAAGAUGGAUAGCUAAGCUAACUACCGAAAGUCAAAAAGUCAUGGACAUUGUUGAUAGCCAGAAUAAUGCUCUUGCUGAACAGGCAGGAGAAAAAGCCUUGUUUCAGGAAUCUCUUGACAAAGUCAAUCUCUGGCUGCAAGAUAAGGAACUGGAAGUCCAGAAAUUACAAGGUGUCCGUCUGGCAUCUGGUGAUGUGGAAAAACAGGUUGAUAAAUGCAAGACAUUACAAUCAGAAGUCAAUGCAUAUCAGCCUCAUUUAGAGAACCUACGCAAAAUGGUGGAACCGUUGUUGUUGGAUUGUUCUCCUGAACUAGCUGCUGAACUAAAACACAUGAUGUCAGAAGUAGAGGAUAGAAAUGAAGGUCUCCUCUCUGCCUUGAAACAAGAGCAAGGUCAGCUGAAAGAUCAUGCAGCAGCUAGGAAAUUGUUUGAGACCGAUGUCCAGAAAGUUGACCGAUGGGUUAAAGAAACGGAGAUCUCAUGUUCUACAGAACCUAACCUUGAAUGUGCAAUACAAGUCUUAGCAGAACAAAAUAAACAUUAUAAGAAUUUACAGAACACAUCCCAGUUAUUUGCUUCACUAGUCAAAGAAGUAGAAGACAGAGGUGCCAUAUUUUUACCAGAUAUUUACGAAGCUGACAAAGUCAAACUUGAAGGAACAUUGAAAUCAACAAGAGAAAAGUAUAACAGAGUUGCUGCCCUUAUCAAAGACAGAGCUGACAACACAGAGACUGCACUGCAAUCUAGAUCUCAGGUCCAUGACAGUGUGACAGAGGCUACUGAUUGGCUGAGCAAUAUUCAGGAUGAAAUUAAACAAUUACAGGGAACACCUGUAGGUCCAACAACAGAAGAUGCCAACUCACUGCUAGAGAAAUAUGAGGAUAUCAGUGAAAAGAUUGCAAACUUCCAACCUUCAAUAGCCCAGCUGAACCAGGCAGUAGAAAGAUUAAGAAGUAAUGGUCAGAAUGUUGAGGCAGAUGAGAUAUUACAGCUCACGUCACAGUACGAGAUGGCCAUGGAUAAGGUGGAACAAGAAAGUACAAAAUGUAAACAAGCUGUGGCAUUCAGACAGAACUAUGCCACACAGAAAGCCCAGUUAGAGGCUGCUGUACAGGAGUGUGAGGAUGAGAUAAACGAGGUGGCUCAGUCAGGCAUGCCUAUUAGUGAAAGGAUUGAAAGAUUCAAGGCAAUAUCAGAGAAACUGCAGUCCACAGAACCAUUGUUUAUGGUCGUCAGUGACAAAGCCCAGCAACUGAGUGUUGAGUCAGGUGAAGAUGCUCGACCAAUCACAGACAGUGUUCAGCAUUUGAAAUCUCACAUGGACCAAUUAAAGAAGGCAGCUGGUCAGAAAACAAAACAAUGCAACCAAGUACAAAAAUCCCGAGUUGAGUUUGAUAAAUCUAUGGAUCAUGCUAUUUCAUGGUUAGAACAAAAGGAGGAUAUUCUAGCAUCUUGUACCGCACAGGAAAUGGAACCUGACAAGGUCAUGGGGUCAUUACAGAAACAUAAUGCCUUAGCAAGGGAGGCAUUAGAUAAGAUAGCUGCUGUUAAAGACCAGGCUAAGUUAGAGAAAGCUCAUUACGAGAAGAUGGGAGAACCUAUUCCAGCUACCAUGCAGGAUAAACUCAACCAAAUACAAAGUCUGGAGGAUUCUAUCAAGGAAGCAAUUGCAAAGAAGGACAAUUACUUAGAAGAGGCUAAAACAGACAGAAUGCAGUUUGAGAUGUCAAUGAAACAGAUAAAUGAUUGGACAAGUGGGGCUGAGGAAAUGUUAGACUCUGGUUAUGAUGGACUAGAUUAUGACACCUUAACAGACACACUCAGUGAACAUAGAGACUACUUUUCUGAAGCCAGCAUGUGUCAGGAUGAAAUGGAACAAGUCAUGGAGUUAUCAGAGCGUCUCCUCCCCACAUUAGAUAAUAAUGAUAAGGAGACAUUACGACAAACAUUGAAAAAUACAAAUAAAAAGUUAGCUGAUGUCAUGGCGGCCUCACAGAGACGCCAACAAUCAUUAGAAAAACAUGCAGAGGACUGGCAAGACUAUAAGGACAUGGUAUUUAAUGUGACUGAACAACUACAAGACUUGGAAGAACAGUGGGCCACAUGUGAACAGCUACCUGUUGCUAAUCCAGUCAUGGUCCAACAACAGCUGGCAAAGUCAAAAGAUUUCCUCGCCAAAGUUGAGGAAGUAAGAAGUGCAAUGAGUGAAAUCAAUGACAAGUCACAUGACCUAGACAAGGAUGGUAAUGCUGGUAGCCGAUCCUUUAUAAAUCAACUAGUUGACGAUCUCAAUGAUAGAUAUAAUACAUUAACUACUACCACAGAAAAUAAACAAAUGACUCUACAGAACUUGAAGGGAACAUGGGAUGAGUACACCACCCUUUUAGAAGAUGUUGAGAAUCUAGUAAACACCGCUGAUCAAAGACUACCUACCAUAGAGGUAGAAUCAGCUCCUAACCAUGAACUACUGACACAUCUCAAUGAAACAAAGAACAUCUGCACUCAAAUCCAAGUGAGUGAGCCAAAGAUAGAGGCAUUGAAGAGAUGUACAGAGAACUUACAGAGGAGUCUACCUACUGCUGAAGCAAAGAUUCACACACAAGAGAAACUCAUGAAUUUACUCGAAAAAUUGGAAAGAAUACAAGAUAAUGCCAAUGAGUACCAUGUAGCCUUACAAGAUGAGGUAGAUGACAGAGGAGCAUUCCAAACUGAGGCUGAUCAGACUGUUCAAUGGUUGGCUGAGGCUAAAAUGGAGCUAGAGAGACUGGAUCCUGGUAAAGAGGUCGCUGAUGUUGUAGAAAGAAUAGAAAAGCAGAAGGUAUUACAGCAAGAAGUUGCCAUACGCAUGGACCAAAUGGAGCAAGUUGCCCAACAAAAGAAGGCCAAAUACAAUGCAUUAGGCAAAGACUUGCCAGAGGAACUUCUCAGACAAAUAGUAGAUAUGAAAGCACUAGAAACAGAUGUUGCCACUGUGAUGAAGACAAAAGGGGAGGAGUUACAACAUAUCAAGGCAGAUAGAGAGGAAGUCACUUCCUCCCUGAAGGAUGUCUCCCUAUGGCUGACUGAUGCUGAGCUCAGACUACAGGAUAGAAUCAUAAACAUUCCUGAUAGUAUUCAUAAUUUACAAGUGUUACAGUCUGAAUUUGAAGAUAUUAAACCUGUCUUGGACAAGUUACGUAAACGGGGGAGUGAUUUGAUUCAACAUACUCCAGAUUCUAUAGAGAAGCAGCUUGUCCAAAAAGCUUUAGCUGAUACUAAUCGUCAGUGGCUAGCAGUACAAGGCAGAACUGCCGAAAGGUCACGAAGACUUGAAGACGCUAAGGAUCUUUUACAGAACUUUGAUGAAGUUGCCGAUUCUUUAGAGAAGUGGUUACCAGGGGCUGAAUCACUUGUACAGAAAGAUGCUUCUUGGAGUAACUUUGAUACUGUGAAAGAACAGUUGAAACAGCAACGGGUAAGGAUUUUGAUUGUAGUAGAAUUAUUAGAAAAGAUGCAGUGUGAAGUUUUUGCUCAAAGUCUUAUAGAACUGUUUAGGAUGGCUUAA